AUGGCCUCGAUGGGGGGCGGUGGUUUCCUUGAUCCAGAGCCAUAUGUACGGAAGGUGAAAAAUGGUGGCAUGCUCAACUCGACAUUGAAGAGUAUAUGUUCCGCUGAGGAUAUGAGAACACAAGGUGUGAAGGCAGAGUUGCAGUCAAGAAUUGUCGAUAGAAUCAGAUUCUACGCGAAUGCGCAGGAUGAGCCCAAAUUCAAUCGCUUAAGACGAAUCAUAGAUAAUCCCGAGACAGUCACAGCUGGAGUUAACCCACCACGUUCAUAUCAAAACUCAGCUUCACCAGCAGCAAAUUCAAUACCCAAUAACGGCGCAACGAAUUAUCCCACACCUAGAGCAAGCAUGCCGUCAUACAACAGGCCGAUGGGUUAUGGAAUGAAGCUCGAGUUCAAACCAAGUCCAUUCUACGAUAUCAUGGAGCAGAUUGGAGAGAUAAAAACUUGUGAUGCCAUGAACCAACAUCGUCACACCGUGAACAUACCCGUCAAGGUCCAAAGCCAUCCUAUAUUGUCUAGAGUCAUGAACGACCCAACGUUAAAAGUAAUGGUAUUCUGUGCGGGCGAAGGUAAUGGAAGACAGGAUAUUGCUUUUCCUCAUCAAUCUGAGAUCAAAGUGAACACAGGAGAGAUUAAGGCAAACCUUCGAGGAUUGAAAAACAAACCUGGAUCAACUCGACCCGUGGAUAUUACUAAGGAACUAAGGUUAAAAGUUCCUGGAUAUCAAAACACUGUCGAGAUGACCUAUGCGUUGACUACAAAGGCAGGUCUCAACGGAGCUUUCGUCGCGUCUGAGAAAUUCUAUCUGGCUAUAUAUGUGGUCAGGCUGGUUCCCGUCAAAGAAUUGGUUAAGAUAUUGGAGGUUGGCAAAAAGAUUACCAAGGAAUCAGUCGUCAAUGACAAACAAGGGCCGACUUGGUCAUGUCCAAUAUGCAACAGUUCUGCGCCUUUCGAGACAUUAGUUGUUGAUGAGUAUGUAAAGAACAUAUUACAAAGUACAUCAAAAUCUGUGGAUCAAGUCACAGUAGAACCAGAGGGACAGUGGAAACUCUACAACAGGCCAGACACCAUAUCAUCACGGCCAGGUGUAGCCUCAAGCGAUUUCUCCGAUGAUGACGAUGACGACUUGAUCGAACUCUCCCCUGGGGGAAGAAAAGCGAGUACACCAAUUACCAGAACUGGUACUGGCACCUCAAAUAGUAUUGGGAUUCAAGCACAGAGUGCUCGCGACUCCUUAUCAGCAGCACCAUCUAGUCGACCUAAUCCAUUGACAUCAUCAACAGGUGCUAAGAGACAGAUUUCGGAAGUUAUUGAUUUAUGUAGUAGUGAUGACGAAGAAGAAUCACCUGCAAGACCUCCACCAAAAAAACAAUUUACUUCUGGAUCUUCUGGUCUCAAUGGGGCAGCUCCUGCUUUUAGGCCGAGCUUCCAAAAUCGUUAA
This is a messenger RNA of Sclerotinia sclerotiorum 1980 UF-70, 1440 nucleotides long. RefSeq lists its product as hypothetical. Lineage: Eukaryota; Fungi; Ascomycota; Leotiomycetes; Helotiales; Sclerotiniaceae. The record is from RefSeq and is a predicted model, not a curated record. The transcript is spliced from 7 exons. The coding region runs from base 1 to 1440 and encodes 479 amino acids. Gene Ontology annotation, biological process: protein sumoylation. Gene Ontology annotation, molecular function: SUMO ligase activity.